Messenger RNA from Paramacrobiotus metropolitanus, 1368 nucleotides. RefSeq names its product BTB/POZ domain-containing protein 6-B-like. Gene Ontology annotation, molecular function: protein binding. The record is from RefSeq and is a predicted model, not a curated record. The transcript is spliced from 6 exons. Lineage: Eukaryota; Metazoa; Tardigrada; Eutardigrada; Parachela; Macrobiotidae. The coding region runs from base 202 to 1365 and encodes 387 amino acids.
CUAUUUCAGGUGGCAGUAUUUCUACUGAAACGCUUGAGCCGAGACUUUUUUCAGUUUUGUGGGAUUUCACUGGUUCUGCUUUGUCAAGCGUAACUUGUGUUGUGACUUCAAGUAUGGCGUCCCCCAGUCCUGAUUUGUCGGCAUCCCGUAAACACAAACCAGAAGACCCUUCCUUGGGAACUCCGCACUCGCACCAAGGAGAUGCUCGCCAGUGGUGAUCGGAGCGAUGUCCAGUUCUGCGUUGGCCGUGAUUUCGGUGCGGUAAAGGUCUUCAAGGCCCACAAGAACAUUAUCAGCAUUCGCAGUCCAGUGUUCUGUGCCAUGUUCUAUGGAAGCCUGGCCGAAAAAGAUCCGCAGAUCGACGUUCCUGACUGCGUACCUGACGCGUUUGCCAACAUGCUCAGCUGCAUGUACACGGAUACCGUGGAGAAUCUCAGCGCGGACAACGUCGUCCCGACAUUGCGCUGCGCUGAUAAGAACGAUUUUCCGGAGCUGACCAGCCUGGGCUUGAAGUUUGUGGAGACCCGGAUGAACAUCGGUGACUGCUUGGUCACUCUGGAGCGGGCCAUCCAGUGGCGCGCCGAUGAUAUGGUGGAGAAAUGCCUGCAGCUGGUGGAACGGCAGAGCGGCGUCAUUCUGCAGACGGAGCAGUUCAAGGCCAUCGCGCAGGACACGCUGAAGAUGAUUCUGCAGCGCAAUGCUCUACGCGCGGAUGAGCAUGACAUCUACUUGGCUGUUGAAAGAUGGGCCGUGGAGGCCUGUAAGCGGAAGGAUCUGGAGCCGUCGGCGGCAAACCGACGCACAAUCCUGGGCGAUGCGUUAUAUCUCGUCCGUUUUCCGCUGAUGAACGCCACGCAACUAGCUAACGGUCCUGGCAAGAGUGGUGUGCUCCUGGAGAGCGAGCUACUGAGUGUCUUCCUGUACCAGAACGGAGUCCUCCCGUCCAAGCUACCCUUUACCGCGGAGAAACGCGGCACCGACACAACACAGCGCACCGGCCAGGCGGAGUUCUAUAAGGGCGAGGAGAUGUUCGUGUUGAGUUCGGCCGGUGGCUGGUGGCAUCCGGCCACGUUCCUCUGGAAGGGUAAUGCGUGGGUCAAUGAGGUGAUGUGGUGCGCCAGCGGAAAUCACGGAAAGGUGUUGGAAGGGGAGACGGUGCGGUCGGCGGAUAUCCUGCAGAGCGGCCAGAAGCUGUACUGUAUGAAGGUGGCGGGGCGGCAGCGUGCCGCCACCUACGUGAAGCGUCUGAACCGCAGCAAGCACCUUAUUCGGUUUAAUGCGUCGGAGGAGGCCGAGUGUGAUUUCUCCGAGCUGAUGCUGCACAACAGCCAUGUGGUGGCAUGGAAGGCCAGCAAAAUCGGCUAGUAG